AGACAUUGUCACUGGAGGAGAAGCAGAAAUUAGCGAAACAACAGGAGCAACAAAGAAUUUACAAAGCUCAGAAGCCUUUAGGUACUUCAACCAACAGUUCUACAACAAAGUCACCACAGACCGCCCGGGUUACAAAUACUGGUGUGAAAGACCUUACAUCAUCUCUGAUGAAUUCUAAUAUGGUUGGAAUACCUCCAUCAUCUAACAGGACAUCCAUGAGUUCUGCAGGCAUGACAGCCAGUGCUUCUAUGACUUCGAGUACUGCAAAUGCUUCAAGAGCUACCGGGCCAAUAGCACCAAUGUUUGGAACAAGUUCUGGGACAGCAAAUAGAACUAUGGGGCAACCUCUGAUGGGUCAAAGUUCAAUUGGCACAUCAGGAGGCAUGGGACAAAGUUCAAUGGGCAUGUCAAGUGGUAUGGGUCAAAGUUCAAUGGGCAUGUCAGGUGGUAUAGGUCAGAAUUCAGUGGGCAUGUCAGGUGGUAUGGGUCAAGGUUCAAUGAGCAUGUCAGGUGGUAUGGGUCAAGGUUCAAUGGGCAUGUCAGGUGGUAUGAGUCAAGGUUCAAUGGGCAUGUCAAGAGGUAUGGGUCAAAGUUCAAUGGGCAUGUCAAGUGGUAUGGGUCAAAGUUCAAUGGGCAUGUCAAGUGGUAUGGGUCAAAGUUCAAUGGGUAUGUCUGGUGGUUUUGGAAUGAAUCCCAAAUCAACUAUGAUGGGACAGAACAAUCUGUCCGGUCAGAAUGCAAACAUGUCUUCCUUUGACAGUUUGUUGCCUAUGUCAUCGAGCCAACAACCCAAACUAUCUUUGAACCAGAUGUCCCAGUCAGCUAUCAGACCUCAGCAACAACAGACAUCAAAUCAGUUUGGAAUGAUGGGAAAUAAUAUGGCCACCCCAAUGGCUGGUAUGAGCCAGGUUCCUGGUAUGGGAGGUGGACAGUUUGGUGGAGGUCAAGGUUACGCACAGAACUCCACUGGAAUGCUUCAGCCAAUGGGAUCACAGCUACAACAGCCUAUGGGGAGUCAUGGAAUUCAGCCAAUCAAAUCACAAGGAAUGUCCAACAACUCGUCAUCAAAUGAUCUCUCUGAUAUAUUUGGUUAAUAGCUGUGUGAGUGCUAGCAAGCUGCCACUUAAAGUGCUAGUACGACACCAAAAGUGUUAUAUACAGUUAAUAAUUUAUCUUACUAAGGUCACAGGUAUAUUGACUUCAUCAGAGGAAUGUGGACUCUUGGCAUACUGAGGUAUCUGUUUUACGAAUGAAUUAUUGAUUAAAAUGUUAUACAAGCCCAUUUACUAAGGAGGGGAUGUAUAGUUAUACAUUAUAUCUAUGGGAAUCCUCAAUCACUUUACUUUUAUUCUCAAAGAAAGUUGUUAGCAUAUAUCAUUUUGAUGUGCUCUCAAUUCUAGACUCCUGCAUCAAUUUACAGAUUUUGUUUUAAUAUCACAAUUAGGUCAUACAUCCAUGAGAUGGUCAUGUAUGACACAUAAUGUCUUUAUCAAUAUUAAUUGGAGCUAUCUAGCAAUUGAAUUGGAGCAAAUCAUGAAAAAAUAAGUAGCUGAAUAUUAACAGGAAUUUGCAUGAAAAUGUCUGACCUUGUCUGUUUUAGUGAUAAUGUAUCUGUUGUGACAAAUGAUGCCUGUACAAUUCAACAGUUAAUUAUGAUAUAAUUUGUACUUGUAUUGGGUGUUAGAGUACCUCUACUAAGUCGAGGGCUACGUUUCCUCCAAAGCAAAUUUUAGUGACAAUAUUCAGUGUCGAAUACAAUAUAUGGCUGGCAUGAAUUUAGAAGACUUUGUAACUUUAUGAGAUUUAUUAUUUUCUGACUGGUAUUGUUAUAAUGUAGGUAUUAUAUGUUGAGUUUCUAUAAAUCACCCUGACCUCUAAUUAACUCCAACAUUAGAUCCUCCCCUUAACUCAGACUUAUUCACGAUCUCCUUGCUAUCAUACUAAAUAUGUAAAUUGUGAAGUAUACUUCCUGAGCAUUCCAUUGUUUAUGUUCCAUUGUUUCUAUGUGUUGUAUUGUGACACUAACAUGCUGUGAUAGGCAAUGGUCCAACCACACCCUUAAUUACCAUGUGCAAUUUAUUUUUAUUAACACAUAUCUGUUGUAUUUUCUGUAGUAGCCUAGCAUUAUGUGUUUAACUAUGAUACAUACACAUACAAGUGCUUUUAAUUUCCACAAAUACGGCUUGCAUUCAGUUCCCCUAGUCUUGAUACAGCAUUAAUAUUGAUUUUCUCCUGCCAACACAACUCUAUCAUUCUGAUCUACGAGAGUUAUUCCCCUUCCUUCCUCUCUAACAGCUCUGAAUAGUGGUGUAUGUACAUAUAAUAUAUAUAUCACAGUGAGGGAGUGGGGGGGGGGGGGGCACUACAUACAGGAUAUAAUGUCUGUGGUGUAACGGCAGGGUUAUCACAGGAUAAAACAUGACACCCAUCACCUCCAGGUACUUAACAAUUAAUCACCAGAUUAGGCAGCUCCUAACUGAUCCAAGAGAUAUUUCUAUUUAUAUAUGAUCAUGUGUUAAUCGAGUCAUAACCAAUAUAUUAAGGAUAUCUACUAGAUACAUGUGAGUACAUACAUGUAGCAGUCCAACCUUACAUAGACUUCAUCUCUGGUUUGUUUACUAAAGGCAAAUAUUUCUCUCUUUGUUUAGGUUACAGACUUUUAUUAUCAGACUUAUAUAUAAUAUAAGUCUGUCCUUAGAUUAACUCUGCAUGUAUAACAUGCAUUUUGGUAAUCAUGUAGGUGUUACAUUAGUCCAGAUUAAUUAUUCUGACAUUUUAUCAACAUUUUUUAUAUCUCUGGUGUAGAUUUCUGAUGAUAUAAAAAACUCCAUAAAAGAUUGGAAUACUUUGGACUAGUGUUACAUGAAAGUGUAUGAAAUCAUGACCCUUUCAUAAACUAGGAAAUGUGAGUUCAAACUAAAUAUCUGUAAUGUGUUCCAAUUUCACCAUGCAGCUUAGAAAAUUUCUACUUGAAAAUUUUACCUGAUAAUAUUAGAAUUGUUAACUAGUACACUACAAUGUUAAAAAUGCUUGAUGUAUACAUGUUAUAUAUUGUGUGACAGAAAUAGAUGUAUGUACAAAAGUUAGGUGAGAUAUAUAUAAAUUUAACAUGUACACUGUCUUGUAUAUGUACAUGUAUUAUCUACCUGAUUGGAAAAACAUUCACAUGUGUAACAGUACGUUAUACGAGAGAAAUAAACAAAAAGUUGGUGAUAAAACA
Pecten maximus is the source of this 3220-nucleotide messenger RNA. RefSeq names its product SCY1-like protein 2. The record is from RefSeq and is a predicted model, not a curated record. NCBI's taxonomy places the organism in Eukaryota, Metazoa, Mollusca, Bivalvia, Pectinida, Pectinidae.